Messenger RNA from Caenorhabditis briggsae, 1047 nucleotides. The record is from RefSeq and is a predicted model, not a curated record. The transcript is spliced from 4 exons. Bases 1 to 1047 code for a protein of 348 amino acids. Lineage: Eukaryota; Metazoa; Nematoda; Chromadorea; Rhabditida; Rhabditidae.
AUGUAUAUUCUAUUCAUCCUAUGUCUUUAUGUAUUUAAUCAUACUUUUGGUAUCCAAAUCUUGAAAAAUUGCACGCCGUCUGAUAGACAAAUUGCUCAGGAUAAGUGUGGAGCUAUAGAAGAACUGUUAGACUCUUAUUUCGAAAAGUAUGAUGGACAAAUUCCACCGGAAGAUGUUAAAGAGAACAUGACAGACCUGUAUAAAAAUAUAAUGGAAUGCUACGAAAUGAUUGGAUGCCAAGAAGCGUUGGAAUCAAAAAUGAAUUUUGAAGUGGAAUUUGAAAAUUGGAGUAUUUUUAAUACUGGAAUCAAGGAUUGUAUGGCUGAGUUUUAUGGGGCAAUUUAUGAAGAGAGAUAUAAUUGUACAAAUGAGUUUGAAUGGUUUUCGACCGACCCAUCCACCAAACGAGAUGCCUACCUCAACGGAAAAUCCUGUUUUUUUGAAGUCACUUCCAUCGAAUGCUCCAAUUCAUCACAAAACUAUCUAACUACAAACUACAACAAAUUUGUGGACCUGUUGACUCAAAAACCCGAUGGUCCAGCAUGCGAAGGUCUUCAUUAUGAAUUAAACGACUUGAAAUGCAACCAACCGAUAAGUACCCUCUUUACACAAACCUUUAGUUUCUUUGGAAAAGUUAUGCCGAUGGGAGAGGACAAGAAAUCCGAGUAUAAGGAAGUUUACGACUUUUUUGAGCAAGAUAAAACCAAUAAAACUAUCACUUGUAUGGUUUUGAAUGACUGCUUCAAAACUUCCUGCACGUUCCCAAAAGGAAUGGAACAAAUGAUUGGAACUGUCUGUAAAGAGCUGAAAAAAAUGGACAAUGUGAACGAGCACUUUUUCGAGUGUAUGAAAAGUAUAUUAUCUCAAAAGCUGAACGGAACUGUAUAUUCUUGUAUACAAAAAGAAAGCGGAUUGGAUUUUUUCAAGGAUAAAGAUUGUGCAAAGGAAGUGAUGACUGGGGAAUGCCCUGAGGAGGCAUUGGUGGAUUUUGAUAAUCAAUGGAAGUGGACAAGUGAAAUUGUGAAUAAGAAGGAGAAUAAAAAUUAA